AUGGAGGCUACUUGGCACACUCUACACAACAGGUACAAGCCUGAAGUUGGGGAUAUUGUGGUUGGCCGUAUCACUGAGGUUGGUCAAAAACGUUGGAGAGUGGAGCUCAACUCUACGCUUGCUUUCAUGACUAUUCCUGAUGGUGGUCUUAAGUUUUGUCGGUACUGGAAGAAGAGGCGAAGAACGUCUGAAGAUGAACUCAAUAUGCGAAAUAUCUUUGCAGAAAAUGAUGUCAUUUGUGCCGAAGUGCACGAAUUUCAGCGCGAUGGCAGCUUGAUUAUACAUGCUAGAAGUCAGAAGUAUGGGAAGCUUCUGAAGGUUGAUCCUUACUUGGUUAAGAGAAGUAACCAUCACUUUCAUUACGUUGAAAGUCUUGGGAUCGAUUUGAUUCUCGGCUGCAAUGGUUUCAUUUGGGUCGGGGAACACGUCGAGUUCAGAAAUCAUAUGAUUGUGACCAACAACACAGGAAUGGAGCAAAGCCCAUACUCCACUCGAGACUAG
This is a messenger RNA of Arabis nemorensis, 501 nucleotides long. The record is from the annotation of a GenBank genome assembly. Lineage: Eukaryota; Viridiplantae; Streptophyta; Magnoliopsida; Brassicales; Brassicaceae.